Molecule: messenger RNA, 1495 nt
Organism: Prunus persica (peach)
Lineage: Eukaryota; Viridiplantae; Streptophyta; Magnoliopsida; Rosales; Rosaceae
Product: probable phospholipid hydroperoxide glutathione peroxidase
Exons: 7
Coding region: 733-1320 (195 amino acids)
Biological process (GO): response to oxidative stress
Molecular function (GO): glutathione peroxidase activity
Source: RefSeq, a predicted model, not a curated record
AAUGUAGUCAUGUGAUGGGAGAGACAUAAUGUAAGACUUACGAAAUUUUCUCUUAAAAGAUUUCCGUAAUAAUUACGUAUGAUAGUUUUCUCAGAGUUUAAGAUAUGUUAAUCUCAUUCACAUUUGAACCCCCAAAAAAAAAAAUUGUAACAUAUAUACUUGAACUUGAACAAGAAGAUUUUCAUCCUUUCCUUGAAAAUUACAAUUUUAUCACCAUAAGAUUUACUUUUUUUUCUCCUUAGUAAGCAAUAAAAAUACAAUUAGCUCCUUUACCUCUGAACCACAACCACCCCACUCAAAAAAAAGAAUUAAAAAAACCAAUGGCAUGCUAGUUGGAUUGGCCCGAACAUUUAGUAUGCUGGUCCUCAGUUCAAACCCCAUGGUACGUGUGUGUAGGUCCCUUUCCUCACUUUUGGCAAAACACAAAACAACAACAAAAGAAAAAGUAAAAAACAUGAUUGUAUUUGAUAUGGCAAAAAACUUUUGCAUGCAAAACUGAACCACUUACAACAAAAAUGGCGGAACAACCAUCAUCGUUGCACCUCCAGCGUCAGAAAAAGGGAACUACCCUACCCUCAUUUCAUCUCCAUUUAUUGCCCUAAAGUAACGAGAGUUGAUUUCCUAGAAAGCAUCUCUCAAUUGGAGUUCUUGCGAUUGUUGCUCAUUUUGUGUUUGAUAUCUUUCCAACAAGAGCCCCUUCGGUUGAGCUUGAUUUUAUUGAUUAUAUUUCCUAUGGGAAAUGUGUUUUCUGGUUGCUUUAGCCAAAUGCACAAAGACUUGGGACCAGUUUAUCGGAUGCCAAGCCAAGCCAAUGAGUUCCCAAGUACAAAAAUUUACGAAUUUACUGUCAAGGAUGCUAAGGGAAAGGAUGUGGAUCUUAGCGUGUACAGAGGAAAAGUUCUACUGAUUGUCAAUGUUGCUUCUGAAUGUGGAUUGACCGACGAAAAUUACCGUGAGCUAACUAAACUAUAUCAGCAGUAUAAAGAUCAAGGCUUGGAAAUUCUGGCAUUUCCGUGCAACCAGUUUGCUGCUCAAGAACCAGGAAGUAAUCAACAAAUUGAAGAGUUUGUCUGCACUCGUUUUAAAUCAGGAUUCCAAAUUUUUGACAAGAUUGAAGUAAACGGUGAUAAUGCUGCUCCAUUGUACAAGUUCUUGAGGUUAGGCAAAUGGGGAUUCUUUGAUGAUGAUAUUCAGUGGAACUUUGCCAAGUUUCUUGUUGACAAGGAAGGGAAAGUUGUUAAUCGUUAUUACCCAACAACUUUACCCUUUAGCCUUGAGCAUGACAUAAAGAAGCUGUUGGCGGAGUCUCAUGAAUGCUGAGAUGUGAAAGGCUUCAACAGACAACGACCUGUGAUACAAUCUCACUAGUUUAUCUAGUUGUUUCAAAUCUGGUAAAACCUAGUCUGUUAAUAGGUUAUUUGCGAAGAUAUAUUGCAGAUUCAUGUCCCAGGAUCCCAAUAAUAACAUUAGAAGUUAAAGAUGUUUAUCUCAGUCA